Molecule: messenger RNA, 635 nt
Organism: Myotis brandtii (Brandt's bat)
Lineage: Eukaryota; Metazoa; Chordata; Mammalia; Chiroptera; Vespertilionidae
Gene: IGFBP2
Product: insulin-like growth factor binding protein 2, 36kDa
Exons: 4
Biological process (GO): regulation of insulin-like growth factor receptor signaling pathway
Cellular component (GO): extracellular region
Molecular function (GO): insulin-like growth factor I binding; insulin-like growth factor II binding
Source: RefSeq, a predicted model, not a curated record
UGCGAGAAGGGCCGCGACUCCGACGGCCCCGAGCAGGGUGCAGAUGAUGACCACCCUGAGGUUGAGGACGGAACCAUCGUGGGAGGUGGAGGCAGCGCCGGCCGGAAGGCCUUCACCUCGGGCAUGAAGGAGAUGGCUGUGCUUCGGGAGAAGGCCAACGACCAGCAUCGCCAAAUGGGCAAGGGUGGCAAGCACCCACCCGGCCCGGAGGACUCCAAGAAGCUCCGGCCCCCAUCUCCCAGGACCCCCUGCCAGCAGGAACUGGACCAAGUCCUGGAGCGUAUUUCCACCAUGCGCCUUCCGGAUGAGCGGGGCCCUCUGGAGCACCUCUAUUCCCUGCACAUCCCCAACUGUGACAAGAACGGCCUGUACAACCUCAAACAGUGCAAGAUGGCUGUGAAUGGGCAGCGUGGGGAGUGCUGGUGCGUGAACCCCAACACCGGGAAGCUGCUUCAGGGAUCCCCUACAGUCCGUGGGGACCCGGAGUGUCAUCGCUACUACAAUGAACGGAUGCAGUAAACCAGCCGGUGCCUGGCACCCCCUGCCCUCUCUCCGAACACAGGCAGAGAGAAUGCUUGGGUGGUGGGUGGGGGAAGGCUUCCCAGGAGUUUAACACAUGUAUUUAUACUGGGAAA